UGCACAUUUUUUCCUCCUCUGUUUUGAUCACGCAUGCGUGGGGAUUAUACAUUUCGCACCGCGUCGACCUGACAUGACUGCCGCCGCCGCUCGCCGGGUCUAGCCAAUGGUUCCUGCGGGGGCUCCUCGCCUGUGGAUCACCCGUCGUCGCCGAGCCAGUCGCAUGGUCGAGCCCGGAGGAGGGCCCCCUCUGCUGGGUGUGGAUGUGAGCGAGGCACCGCCGGACCUCGAGUGCUGAACACCGGAGGAUGAUGCUCGCGCUUCGUCGGCAGUGGGCGAACUGAUCGUUGGAUGUUCGGGCCACAGCAGCCCCCCCACCGACACACACACACACACCACCACCACACUCCAUUUCCUCACACGGAGAAAAACAUUGAAUUGCUUUAAAAGCUGGACGCCCCUGGAGCAGUUGAUGACGACCCUGGUAGGAGCGUGAUGAGCGCGCGCUUCCGCUUGCCUGCUGGCAGAUCCUACAAUGUCCGGGCGACGGAGCUGGAGCGAGACAGGCCGCACACACAGGUUGUGUGCAACAUACUGCUGCUGGACAACACUGUCCAGGCGUUCAAAGUCAGCAAGUCGGACCAUGGCCAGCUGCUGCUGGAUGCUGUCUUUAAGCACCUGGAGCUGACUGAGAGGGACUACUUCGGGCUGCACUUGACUGAUGACUCCUCCGAUACACCGCGCUGGCUCGAUCCCAACAAGCCCAUCAGGAAACAGUUAAAAAGAGGCUCUCCCCACAACUUGAGCUUCAGAGUCAAAUUCUUUGUGACAGACCCGGGCAAACUUCAGGAAGAAUACACACGAUAUCAAUAUUUUCUCCAGAUCAAGCAGGAUAUAUUAACUGGAAGAUUGCCCUGUCCACACAACACAGCCGCACUGCUGGCGUCCUAUGCUGUUCAAUCUGAGAUAGGAGACUACAGUGAAGCGGAGCACAGUUCUGGCUAUCUGUCCGAAUACUGCUUCAUCCCCAACCCCCCACAAGACUUCCACAAAGAAGUCGCCAAACAUCACCAGCAGCACAGCGGUCUAUCUCCUGCCCAGUCAGAGUUUAAUUACCUGAACACAGCACGCACGCUAGAGCUCUACGGGGUAGAGCUGCACUAUGCAAGGGACCAGAGCAACACGGAGAUUCUCCUCGGGGUGAUGUCCGCUGGCAUUGUGAUUUUCAAGAACAGGGUACGGAUCAACUAUUUCCCAUGGUUGAAAAUAGUGAAAAUCUCCUUCAAGUGCAAACAGUUCUUCGUCCAGCUGAGAAGAGAGGCGACCGAGACCCGGGAGACGCUGCUGGGUUUCAACAUGGUCAACUACCGGGCCUGUAAGAACCUGUGGAAGGCCUGCGUGGAGCACCACACCUUCUUCAGGCUGGAGCGGCCCAUCCCGCCACAGAAGAACUUCUUCGCUCACUACUUCACGCUGGGCUCAAAGUUCAGAUACUGCGGGCGAACAGAGGUGCAGUCUGUGCAGUAUGGGAAGGACAAGGGCAUCAAGGACAGAGUAUUUGCCAGGUCUCCCAGCAAGCCACUGUCCAGAAGGUUGGUGGGCGGAAUGGACUGGGAGUCGGUCAGCAGGAACAGCCUAUCAGAUGAGAGACUGGAAACCCAGAGCCUGCCCACCCGCUCGCCGCCUGGGACGCCCAAUCAAAACUCGCUGUUUGUCCAAGACGGCACUCGGUUACGCCCCUCGUCUGUGGGACACCUGGUGGACCACGUGAUUCACGCCUCACCCAGCCUGCCUGUCUUCUCCUGUAAUCACAAGUCCGCCUCGUCCACGCAGGCCAACAGCAUCAGCCUAGACUCCACACCGUCUCCGGAGGGGCUAGACGGUCUGCCUCCAGCUUUGCCUCCCAAGCAGCUGAGCAGGAAGACCUUGAGCCAGAUCAUCCAGGCCCACUCUCAACAGAGCCUCCUGGACAACCACCUCAACGAGAUGUACGACGUCCCCGUCAACGCUGACAAGACCACGCUGAAUGGAGUCGUCCCUCAUGAUAAUUUGGUCCUAAUCAAGAUGAGACCCGACGAGCACGGACGAUUCGGCUUCAAUGUGAAGGGUGGAGCUGACCAGAAGAUGCCUAUCAUCGUGUCGAGAGUAGCUCCGGGAACACCAGCGGACCUUUGCGUGCCCCGCCUCAACGAGGGCGACCAGGUGGUCCUGAUAAACGGGCGGGACAUCUCUGACCACACCCACGACCAGGUGGUCAUGUUCAUCAAGGCCAGCUGUGAGAGCCACUCUGGGGAGCUCAUCCUAUUGGUCAGACCCAACGCCAUCUAUGACAUGGUGGAGGAGAAGGCGGAUUCGGAGCCAGAUUUCCAGUACAUCCCUGAGAAGACCCCUCAGGACCCCACCCAGCUCGACCAGCAUGCUCUGAGGGACUCCAUGGUAGCACUGAAGGACGGCCUGAGCGGCGGAGCCAUACUGGCCCAGUUUGAUCAACUGUACAGAAAGAGGCCGGGGAUGACAAUGCUGUGUGCCAAAUUACCUCAGAACGUUUCCAAAAAUCGCUACAGAGACAUCUCUCCUUAUGAUGCCACGCGGGUCAUUCUGAAAAACGCAGAUGACUACAUCAAUGCAAAUUACAUCAAUAUGGAGAUUCCAGCCUCCAGUCUGAUAAACCGCUACAUAGCAUGCCAGGGCCCACUGCCCAACACCUGCCCUGACUUCUGGCAAAUGACCUGGGAACAAGGCUCGUCCAUGGUUGUCAUGCUGACUACGCAGGUCGAGAGGGGACGGGUAAAGUGUCAUCAGUACUGGCCCAACCCCGACAGCACCACCACCUACGGAAACUUCACAGUCACGUGCCACAACGAAGAGGGCAACUCUGCCUUCCUGGUCCGAGAGAUGACUCUUGCGAACACGGAGAGUGAGGAGGAGAGAGAGCUGACCCAGAUCCAGUACCUGGCGUGGCCUGACCACGGCGUUCCCGAUGAUUCCACUGAUUUCCUGGACUUCGUGUCGCUGGUUCGGACUAAACGUGCCGGACAGGACCAGCCGAUGGUCGUGCACUGCAGUGCGGGAAUUGGUCGGACGGGGGUUCUCAUCACCAUGGAGACGGCAUUGUGUCUAAUGGAGUGCGGUCAGCCAGUGUAUCCUGUAGACAUCGUCAGGACUAUGAGAGACCAGAGGGCCAUGAUGAUACAAACACCUAGUCAGUACCGCUUUGUGUGCGAGGCCAUCCUGAAAGUCUACGAGGAAGGUCUGGUCAAACCACUCAUGACCGCCGUCUACCUGCAGAGAGAGAAGGUGACUGACGAGAGGGGGGGGGAGCAGCAGAAAGCGACAGAGGAGAUGGACGAGACGAUGGAGGAGGACGAGGCGGCCGGGGUGGAGCUGCUGGAGGGAGAGCUGGACGAAGAGGACGACGAUGACGAUGACGAGGAGGUGGAGGUGCUGGACGUGGGUGAAGUGACAGAAGAUGGGGAGGAGGAGGAGGAAGAAGAGGAGGAGGAGGAAUUGGAGGAGCCGAGCGUUGCGAGCGCCACCAGCAUGACCAGCGAGACCAGCGUGAACCCUGAGGCCGACUCUGCUAACCUGUGAUGCUUUGACCUCCAGGGGUCGUCGGGGGGUCACCAGGCGUGCAGGUGGUCGGAGUGGAGAACAAAAAGCACUGUUGCACUUUAUGCUGAUUUAAAAUGAACAAAAAAAAAAAAGGACAAACAAACAAAACGUGAAAAUCAAGGACAUGUUAGAAUUUUUAAAAAAAGAAAUCCAGCUGUGUUGACUAGGUACCAUUAGGGAAUAUCGUCUGUUCAGGGUAUGGAGAAAAAAAGAAUACAAAGAACGAGAAGGUAAAAGUACGAGAGAGUAAAAUGUGGACGGGGAGUUGCUGUAGUGCCAUAAGUAUGAAGGGGAAGGGCCACCCCCCCCCAAGGAUGGAUGCCCCCCUCCCCUGCCCUUUUCUCCUCGCCCUGUCCCCUUCUCAGCGAGUCUGCCAGACGGACCUGCCUUUUUUUUAGUGUCCUUUUAGCUGAUAAAGAGAUAUACCUUAUCUUUUGUUCUUCAGAAAGAGUAUUUAUUGUGUUUUAGUUUGUGUCAAACCCUGUCCACUGAACAAAAAAGUUGUAUGUUUUGUUUGUACGAGUCUACGGCUUCACGCUUUUCCUGAUUAAAUCUUAGGUAGUAAAGUGAUUCCUCUUCUUCUAACUACUUCUUUAUUUCAUUUUUUUUUUAAACUUUUUUGUGGAGAAAAAAACAACAGUGAUUUAAUUUAUUGUACUAUUGUUUUUUUUUGUUUUUUUUUUAUCUUUCUCGGCUUUCUCUCGUCUGAGUUUGGGACGGAUGGACGGCGCCUCGUGCUUCACCUCUGGAGUCGGAUCCCUCUUCCUGCUUUGUGCUGUGUUCUGAUCUUACAGACGCUUGUGUGCUCUGAAGUGGCCGUGGUUUGCUGCGGUGAGGAGUUGAGCUGGAGUUGAGCUGGUUUACAAUCCUCAGGGCCCGUGUCUCCUGGGCGCCUCCCUGUCAUAUCUCGUACUAGCCACAGCAUGACUGUACGCUGAGCUGGACAUUGUUCAUAAUCUUGAGAAUUGAUCAAUUACUUCAUGAUAUC
Messenger RNA from Limanda limanda (common dab), 4540 nucleotides. It is a transcript of the gene ptpn4a, whose product is annotated as protein tyrosine phosphatase non-receptor type 4a. Gene Ontology annotation, molecular function: cytoskeletal protein binding; protein tyrosine phosphatase activity. The record is from RefSeq and is a predicted model, not a curated record. The transcript has 27 exons. Gene Ontology annotation, biological process: protein dephosphorylation. Gene Ontology annotation, cellular component: cytoskeleton; cytoplasm; cytoplasmic side of plasma membrane. Lineage: Eukaryota; Metazoa; Chordata; Actinopteri; Pleuronectiformes; Pleuronectidae. The coding region runs from base 436 to 3531 and encodes 1031 amino acids.